AUGAAUCCUGUUCUGCCUUGGAUCCUUCCUCUUGGAUGUGUACUGCUCCUGUCAAAGGCAGCCGAAGGCUUUAUCUUGCCCAACUCAAGUCACCUGGAGAGCAUUUUGAGUAAAUAUCAGGAUGGGGAAACUCACUCCAGAUCCAAGAGAGCCAUUUUAUUCUCAGACAGACAGGAGAUAUUGAUGCUCCACAAUAAAUUGAGAGGUCAAGUGUACCCAGUGGCCUCUAAUAUGGAAUACAUGACCUGGGAUGAUGAGCUGGAAAAAUCAGCCCACGCUUGGGCUCAGCAGUGCAUCUGGGACCAUGGGCCUAGUGCCCUCAUCAGGUCAAUUGGACAGAACUUGGCGGUUCACUGGGGCAGGUAUCGGUCUCCAGCUUUCCAUGUCCAGUCUUGGUACGAUGAAGUUAAAGAUUACACAUACCCGUAUCCUCAUGAGUGCAACCCGUGGUGUCCGGAGAAAUGCACAGGCUCUAUGUGCACGCAUUACACCCAGAUAGUCUGGGCCACGACGAACAAGAUCGGCUGUGCCGUGAACGUCUGCAAGCAGAUGAACGUCUGGGGAGAAAUCUGGGAGAACGCCGUCUACCUGGUCUGCAACUACUCGCCGAAGGGCAACUGGAUCGGAGAAGCCCCAUACAAGACCGGCCGCCCCUGCUCCGAGUGCCCACCGAGCUACGGAGGAGGCUGCCAGAACAACCUCUGCUACAAAGAUUAUCGUUACGAAGAUCCCGUCAUCUCUGAGACUGAUGAGACUAACGAAGUGGAGAUUUCGCAGGUCGCGGAGCAAAAGCCGGUGCGGUUCUACCCUCCGGAAAGCAAGCCCAGCAAACCCAUCAAGCCCAAGAAAAUCAUCCCGGUCUCCUACAUGACACAAGUCAUUACCUGUGAAACCAAGAUGAGAGACAAAUGCAGAGGCUCAACUUGCAAUAGGUAUUUGUGCCCAGCUGGCUGCUUGUACAGUAAGGGAAAGAUCUUUGGAACAUUUUAUUAUGAGAGUUCAUCAAGCAUAUGUCGUGCUGCAAUUCAUUACGGCAUCCUGGACAAUAAAGGAGGAUUGGUUGAUAUCACGAGGAAAGGGAGGACACCGGCUUUUGUGAAGUCUACCAGGAACGGCGUGGAGUCUUUUAGGAAAAGUAAGCCUUCAAAUGCCUUCAUGGUUUCCAAAGUCACAACACAGACGCUGGAUUGCUAUACUACAGUAGCUGAGCUGUGCCAGUUCAAAAAGCCGGCGACCCAUUGCCCAAGGAUUUAUUGUCCAGCCCACUGUAAAGAUGAGCCGUCGUACUGGGCACCAGUGUUUGGCACAAAUGUUUACGCAGACAGCUCCAGUAUCUGCAAAACUGCAGUGCACGCAGGAGUCAUUCCAGAUGAAAGAGGUGGUUUUGUGGACGUGAUGCCUGUAGAAAAGAAGAAGAGUUACGUUGGCUCCUUAAAGAACGGAGUCCAGUCUGAGAGCUUGAAGAACCCUUCAGAUGGAAAUGCUUUCCGAAUUUUUGCUGUGAAGCAGUAA
Gavia stellata (red-throated loon) is the source of this 1512-nucleotide messenger RNA. It is a transcript of the gene CRISPLD2, whose product is annotated as cysteine rich secretory protein LCCL domain containing 2. Lineage: Eukaryota; Metazoa; Chordata; Aves; Gaviiformes; Gaviidae. Gene Ontology annotation, cellular component: extracellular region. The record is from RefSeq and is a predicted model, not a curated record. Bases 1 to 1512 code for a protein of 503 amino acids. The transcript is spliced from 14 exons.